Aspergillus nomiae NRRL 13137 is the source of this 3498-nucleotide messenger RNA. RefSeq lists its product as uncharacterized. Gene Ontology annotation, cellular component: cytoplasm. Lineage: Eukaryota; Fungi; Ascomycota; Eurotiomycetes; Eurotiales; Aspergillaceae. The record is from RefSeq and is a predicted model, not a curated record. The transcript has 2 exons. Bases 1 to 3498 code for a protein of 1165 amino acids. Gene Ontology annotation, molecular function: ATPase inhibitor activity; protein-folding chaperone binding.
AUGCUGGGCCGGUUACUAAGUACUGCAGCUUCCACAUUGAACCCGGCGGCUUAUUCUGCAAAAAAUCCCCAUCAACUCGAGUCCGUCACAGAAGAAGAACAUACCUCUGGCCUUCUAUUCCCUGAUGCAAGCCUUCUCCGUCGCUCGAAUACACACGCGUAUCCCCUUCAUACGGCUUUCAAUUCCCCGAAUGCUUCUACCGCCGGUGCCUAUGACGAUCGGGGAGGGGUUGACUUGGAUCCUACGAAGGACUUUCGUGUAAUCAUCGCUCAGAAUGCGCUUGGAGAUAGGGAUGCCUGCGUGCUACUGGAUACUCGUGCUAGUUCGGAGCCUGUCACCUAUGGCCUUGGACUGGAACCUCAGGCAUUUGAAAGCUCAGGCGUACGGCAUGCUCGAACGGUCUCGAAUCUGACCCGGGGACCUCGACGAGGUUACUUGUCUCAGUCGUCGACAGUGGAACCAAGUCCGCUUUCCUUUGCUACAGAAGCCCGCAGAUCUCCCCCACUGUCGUCUGGUGCUUUUAUGCGCGCCCGUGGUCGCAGCUCCACGUUAUCACCCGCUGGAGGCCCUCACGAUCCUGGCUAUUCGCGUCAUUCGACGGAUUCGAACGACGCUGGUCUAUUGAACUGUAUAUUUGGCAGCAGUGCAUUCAGCUAUCGAGGAUCCUCUACCAAGAUGCACAUUAUUACUGCCGAUGACGAGCCUGGUAGGACUGCGAGCGCAUCUCCCGCCUCCCGCAAUUCUUUUACUCGAUCCUACACUACCGGGAGUUCAUCGGCCUUCGUGAAUUCGAACCGGGGGAAUGACGGAAAACCACCGUCAAAAGUGACCAUUCUUGUAACGCGGAUGUUUAGCGUCAAUCUGCCGGAGGCGGGUGAAACCUCUCCAGACAGACAAGACACUGCUGCUUCCUUGUAUCAAGAAUCACUUCCAGAAUCUGGCUUCCCGUUCCCCGACCUCACUAAGCGCAAAAAAUCAAAGAGAAGAAAACCCCAAUGGAUGGCGUGCUCGCUGGAUUCGGACUACCGCUGGCGCAAUGGGUUCUUAGACGACAGUUUGUCACUUGCUUCCCCUCCAGCAAGCCUGGACGAAAGAAUCGACUUGCUAGUGGAUCACUGGGAUGUCGUUAACCGCACCUUGUCGCAUCUGGAGAGACUCUCUCGGAAAGAGAUCCUAUUCCUCCUGAAAAAGGUGGAUUCAUCGUCUGGAAUACACCCGAAGCCAGCUAAACCUCCGAAUAUGCAACGCACAAAUCAAACUAUAAUUCACUUGCCCGCGAACAUCUUGGCGGUAAAUUCAAAGCUUCGGGAAGAGGCUAUUCGCAGUACCCGCCGUAUCAGCACGGCUCUUCAAACCCCAUAUGUCGUAACAGGACAAAGUCGGUGGGGUGUAUGGCGCGAGGAAGGCCGUUCGAUUGUUCGCAAUCUUGGGGACAAAGACCAUAGUUUCUUCUUCCUGGUGCUCAUUACCGCGUUCUUGGGGAAUCACACGGAGUGGCUCAACGCAUUGGGCCCAGAAUGGUGGCGACGCCGGCACUACAUACAACAGAAGGCCCAACAACAGGACUCUGAUCCGAUCCUAGCGAACCGUACUGUAAUUGUUUCCCCCGACAAGAUGACUGCUCGUCGGCUUAUAUUUUUGCUCUCUGCGUUUCUUCCCCCCAAGCAGCGCUUUGAACCUCUUCCGUCACCCAUUCGACCUGGCACAUCUUCCUCAAUGCGUGCUGUCUCACAAAGUCCGCCCAAUGUCCCCGUCCUACGACAGGAGUCUCUGCGCAGAGCCAUCGAAAGACGGUCUCGUGCGCAACGUUUGAAUCUCGCUGAUAGAGAUCAACACCAGCGGUCUGUGAGCGUGUCAUCAAGUGAAACCGCACACCGCUCAACAGAUGAUACCGAGACCGCUGUGCCAAUGGAAUUCGCAGCAACCAGGAGAGGGUCCGAUGCACGUUCCAUUAGAACAUUAGGGGUCCCUAUGCACGCGAAGGAUGCGCGCAGCAAGAACACCAGCACCGCAACAACAUCCACCGCCACCCCUGGUAGCACUGUCCCUGUCCCGCAUUUUGCUUCACAGAGCCGGUUAGAACGGGAUAGGUCGGACCACUCCAUGCAUGAAGGGGCUGAUAGUCUGGCAUCUGAGAACCUGCUGAAGAAUUUGAAACGAAGUGAAAGUUCGGUGUUGAGUACCAACAGCAGUGUGCCUUCAACUACUGGCCGAUGGGGUAGCCUGUUCUCGGGAUUAUGGAGCUCACGCCAGGAGUCAUCCACCGGAAGCAGCGAAGCCGUUUCGCCAGCUGAGAUCCGUAGGCGCUCUGUCUCUGGAUAUACACCGCUGCCGAAACGAGGUCCUCCUACCUUAAGUCAAAUGGUAAAAGAGGUCUCGACUGAAAUACCUGAAGAAGUGCCUACAGUAGCCACAAGUGGCAAUAUUUCCAUUCCUCACUCUAAUACCCAACAUCUCGAGGAAGAUGUGCAGGAUCUUUCGUUAACGGUGGGCCAUAACAGAGAGUCUUCCUUGAAAUUAUCCGUACGGGGCGAUGACGGAAUUGUCGACGUUGACCUUCCGUUGCCUGGUUUUGUCUCGCUGUCUUCAUCAGGUGACUCUACCAUGACUUCGCCGAAGAAGACACGGACCUCAGUAACUAGUGUGGAUGCUGUAGCAUCUACGCACAGCAGUGGUUCAGGCUUUCCCUAUGCGCCUAGAGAAAACGACGGGCCUAAUAUCAAUGUUGCUGGUUGGCUGAGAAGCUUUCAUGAAGACUUUCUGCUCCAAGCAGUGCGGCCUUAUUCAAACUUGGAAGCCGAUGUGAAACGCGCAAUGCAAGCUGAACCUACCCCAAGUCAUGCAUUUUCUUCUGAAGCGGAUGGGUCAGAGAGAUGGGUCGAUGUGGCUACGACGCUAAUCGCUGACGCAAGAACGUUCACGGUUAAGCGACUGCGCCUCAGACGGAAAGCUAUCAACAAUGACUUUUGGCGAAGCCCUACUCCACCUCCCAUUUCUCAGCCUGGUACCCCUCGUCACAUCCCUGGAGGUUCUAUUUCGUCUUCCAGCAAAACAUCUACUAUCUCUCCCAUAGAAGGUUACGAGCCCAACGAAUUCGAAGAGCGUUUUGUCGAAGAACCGGUCAUGGAUCUGGACGGCACACUGGUUGAUGCACUUGAACGCGUUCUUGCUCAAAGUGGCCCAUCGUCUUUGGCUCACUCAAGGGCACCGUCUCCAUCGCGGGCUCGCAGGGGCGAUGAUAAGGGCACAUCAGACGCAGCGAAUCGGGAUGAGGCCCAGGUUCCUUCUCUGGAGGUCCCUCGCACUGAAUGUCGCAAGCUCGUCCUUGGGGCACUUGAAGAAGUUGUUCGCAGUGUAACUACUGAGCAUUGUCGGGAUGAUGUUGAUGGGGAGCUUGCUAUGGCAGACAGGGAACGCAAGCGUUCAUUAGCUGGACCCGACAAUACGUUAAGAGAAGGGGUGCGUAGGUGGCUUCUUGACGUUGAAGAGGCUUGGUGA